Carya illinoinensis is the source of this 1313-nucleotide messenger RNA. Its product is annotated as E3 ubiquitin-protein ligase RMA1H1-like. Gene Ontology annotation, biological process: ubiquitin-dependent protein catabolic process. Gene Ontology annotation, cellular component: endoplasmic reticulum. Gene Ontology annotation, molecular function: metal ion binding; ubiquitin protein ligase activity; ubiquitin-like protein conjugating enzyme binding. The coding region runs from base 352 to 1119 and encodes 255 amino acids. Lineage: Eukaryota; Viridiplantae; Streptophyta; Magnoliopsida; Fagales; Juglandaceae. The record is from RefSeq and is a predicted model, not a curated record. The transcript is spliced from 3 exons.
UUCUCCAAAAAGUUAAAAAGAAAGAGACCUCUUUCUUUCUUCCGUCUAUAAAUACCUCAACGCAAAUUCCUCCAUCUUACCCUCUCCUCCCAUUCCUUCCCAAUACCCCAUCUCACGCCUCUGUUUGAUUCGCCAUUGCCAACAAGUUUCAGAGACAUAUCAAAUCUAACCUUUUUGGUCCAUAAUAAAGAAGAGUUGGUGGUUGUACAGUAGAUGUAUCAUUGCACACAAUUGUCUGUCUCCUGCAUCUUUCUCCGCAAAAAAAUAAUGAUAAAAAGAAAGAAAAAAACACAAGUCUACACUGUUAGUGAGAUUUAAGCAUCGAAGGAAAACGUAUUUAGCAACCGAUAAAUGGACAUGGAGUUCUUUGAGGAGGCCGUAUCUCAAAAUGACUCCUUUGGAGAGGAAAAGCCUUCCUUAGAAAAGUGGAAAUCUGUCUCGGAUGCAAUCCCUGACUCUGAGAAUAAUUCCUCCGGUGGCUUUGAUUGUAACAUCUGUCUAGAGACUGUGCAAGAUCCAGUUGUCACACUAUGUGGUCACCUGUAUUGCUGGCCCUGCAUUUACAAAUGGCUUCAUUUCCAGAGAGUAUCUGAUGAAGACCAAGACCAGCACUGUCCUGUAUGCAAAGCUGAAAUUUCUCAAACAUCCCUAGUCCCACUCUAUGGCAAGGGCCAAACCACAAAGCGUUCUAAAGGCAAUAAGGCGCAUCUUGGUAUAGUUAUACCUCGAAGACCUCUUGGUCCUGGUUGUGGAGUUGACUUACCAAGAUCAACUAACACAACUAGCCCAUACCAAGCAGAGCAAUAUUAUGAUGACAGUUAUUCAUAUCAAGCACAGCAAUACCACCCCAACCCAGGCCAUUACCCUUCAUCGGUGUUUAACCGAGCUGGUACAGUGAUGAAUACAUUCGAUUCUCGUGUUGGUGUGUUUGGAGAAAUGGUGUAUGCAAGGGUGUUCGGAAACACCUUAACAAAUUUAUAUACAUAUCCAAAUUCAUACCAUCUUGCAGGGAGCAAUAGUCCAAGAGUCAGAAGGCAUGUAAUGCAGGCUGAUAAGUCGCUCAGCAGAAUCUGUUUUUUCCUCUUCUGUUGCCUAACUUUGUGUCUUCUCACAUUCUGAAUCUCUUUCUUCCUCAUUGUAUACAUGUAAAAAAAAAAUAUUACGAGUAUGCAAAAUGCUCGAUAUGCUUACUCGGCCGGAUGUACUAGAUCAUGUUAGGGAUAUUGCACUUCUAGAGCUGCAAUUAUAUGUAAUUGAGUCUUAUUUUUAGCUUCAUGAUAUAUAUAUAUAUAGCUCUUUGGUGCGUGUCAAAA